AUGGCGGAAACAAAACUGUACGGUCACAAACUAACUCCGUCACUCUCAUUUCUAUCCUCUUUAACAACACUACGGCGACAUGUCGCUCCCUUUCCCAGCCGUGUUUCCUUUAACACCCCAAAACCCCCUCGUCUCCGUGUCUUAGCCAUGGCUAUUAAAAAAAGCCCAAAACGACUCAAAUACUCUGCUCCUCGUUUUACUAAGGAGGAUGGGCUGCUUUAUGUGGAAGCUGACGAAUUAGGAGCUGACACGUGGAAGUUGGAACCUGUGAUUGAGCUUUUGAAACGAGGAGCUGUUGGUGUUAUUCCUACUGAUACUGUGUAUGCGAUAGUUUGUGAUUUGAAAAGCAACUCAGCAAUUGAACGUCUUCGUAGAAUUAAAAACAUAGAACCUUCCAAGCCCCUUAGCAUCUUGUGCCGUUCUUUGAGAGACAUAGAUACAUAUACGACUGGAUUCCCACGUGGUGAUGGUCAAGGUCAUGCAAAUAUAUUUCGAGCUGUUAAGCAAUGCUUACCUGGGCCUUAUACUUUCAUCCUAACUGCAAGCAAAGAACUACCAAAACAGUGUGUGCGGUAUGGGACUACAACUGCCAAGUAUGCUUCAAGGAAAAAUGUGGGUGUCCGAAUGCCUGAUGAUGCUAUAUGCCAAGCAAUCCUAGAGAAGAUGGAUUCGCCGCUGAUAUCCACAAGUGUCAGGUCGCCUAAGGAAAACGAGUGGAUGGUCGAUCCAGUUGUAAUAGCUGAUAUAUAUGGACCAGAGGGUCUUGAUUUUGUUGUUGAUGGCGGUAUAAGAGUGGCUGAUCCAUCUACUGUAGUUGACAUGACAGGAAGCUCUCCGAAAAUCAUACGGCAAGGAAAGGGGCCUAAAUUACAGUGGAUGGUAGCAGAGGAUGACAAUGGAUCUGGUUUUCGUGUUGAGGAUCUCAUACCUUCUGCUACCUAA
Molecule: messenger RNA, 942 nt
Organism: Dovyalis caffra
Lineage: Eukaryota; Viridiplantae; Streptophyta; Magnoliopsida; Malpighiales; Salicaceae
Source: the annotation of a GenBank genome assembly